AUGGCGCGACCACUGUUAGGUCUCCUGUUAAUCUUAGCUGUAGUAGGAGUGAAAUCUAAAAUUCACAACAGCGUGGUUGAGAAGGACGACCGCAGACUCAUUCCACUGACGGAUGCGUUCGGUUUCGCUGAGGGCGGAAAGCUGGACAUCACUAUCCGCGAUAUUGCGCUCUACCGACUGCAUGGAAGCGUGGAUACCAUAGACAGUGAGAAAUUCGGGUUCUUCUUGUCACCUGUCGAGGCGGAUGCUGCGUUGGAGCAGGAGCUAGCCGACGACGCGGGGUGCAUCCUCGACCAAGUCACUAACCUGUUCACAUUUAAAGACUCGUCGGUCCAAAAUGUCAUCAACGGCAACCUCACGGAGUUCUCCUUCCACUUCGUCGUCCAGAAUGGCGGACUUUUCUACUUGUACUUUGCCAAUUGUGAAGAGGACACGCCAGUUUCUUUUACCAGUAUUAUUGAGAUGUAUAACCUCAAUAGCAAGGGUAGCAAGGACUAUCUCUCAGUUGGAGACACUUCUCUGGACGCCGUGUACUGGGUAAGUGCCAUGUUUGCAUUGUUCACGCUAUCGACCAUCGCCUGGGCAGUGUGGGUGUAUCGCAACAAGCAGUAUGCCCAGAAGGUCCACUACUUUAUGUUCGCCCUGGGCUGCUUCAAGGCGAUGACAUUGCUUUCUCAGGCGCUCAUGGUCUACUAUAUUGAGCGAACUGGGUCAGCGGAUGGGUGGAAUAUUGUUUACUACAUCUUUACGUUCUUCCGUGGUAUUCUGUUCUUCACCGUCGUGGUCCUUAUCGGCACGGGCUGGUCCUACAUGAAGCCCUUCCUCGGCGAGAAAGAGGCACGGAUUAUCAUGAUCGUUAUUCCCCUCCAGGUGUUUGCCAACAUCGCCAUUAUCAUCACCGAAGAGGAGAGCCCGUCGGUUAAGGACUGGUUCACGUGGCGGGAUGUCUUCCACCUCGUGGACAUCAUUUGCUGCUGCGCGAUUCUAUUCCCCAUCGUUUGGUCCAUCAAGCACCUACGGGAAGCUUCGCAAACAGAUGGGAAGGCAGCGCGCAACCUCGAGAGGCUGACGUUGUUCCGUCAAUUUUACGUCAUGGUGGUUGUGUACAUCUAUGUCACUCGCAUUGUGGUGUACCUGCUGAAGAGCACCAUGCAGUAUGAAUUCUCUUGGGUUAGUACAGCAGUGGAGGAGCUAGUCACUUUGGCUUUCUAUGUGUGGACCGCGACGAAGUUCCGGCCUACUAAUGAAAACCCGUAUCUGAAGCUGCAGGGCGACAGCGAUGUUUGAGUGAAGUGUUCAUGUUGUUGCGGUUAGGGCAUCUUUUACUUGGCGUUGGUUAUUACACGAGGAGCGAGCUCAAGCAUUGCGCCACAGGUACGUGCAUUUUGAGGCGCCUCAAGCAGGGGCUGGGGAAAAGUCUUCCCAGGCGUGAUGUCCCGCGUUCACCGUCCAUACAGCGUGUGCGGAAGGUUGCCCUCGAAACGAACGAUAUCUGGUGGGGGCGUGUGAAUUGAAACACAGACGCUGGGGACUCGGGUGCCCUUGGGUUAUCUUCGAGUCGUUCGCCACAUAGAGCCAGCCACUGCGCCUGCGCCGAAGACCAGGACCAUCAUCCAGGCCGGCAAACCUGCGCCCGCAGUGUGGUGGCGGCCACCCUGGCUUCUGCUGCCCCCGCUUGAAGGGGUGAGUGUCUCAGGUGUUUUACGUAACAUAAACUUGGCCGUGGGAUUCCGGGUUGUGCCGAGGAUUUGUUCGGGGAAUACUGUGCUGCAGCCGACAAGCUUCUUCAGGCGGUAGGACUUGACCACAAAAAGAUUGACGGACGGAAAUGCACGCUCGUAUCUCUCAAGCAGCUGUGCGAGAGGCCCUGUCAGUUUUGCAGGGGACGCAUGUGCUUGGUUUUAGGCGUGAGAUCGAUCUGCAGUAGUCAAGUCAUGAGUUUAACUUACCAACUGGCUGAGAGCCACUAAUGAGCCGACGCCGUAGGUAUAGGUGAUGAGAGGAAUUGUACGACUGUGAGAUGAGUCUUCGUGGAGGUAGUCUAGAUAGGCUUGGUGAUGCUUACCUGAUGUCCAGGAAGAUUUUUGUGAACGUUUUAUUGAGUCGCUGCAGAGCUGAAAUAUCCCCAGCAUCGAUUUCGUAAAACGCUAUGUCAGGAUACCGCUUCUGGGCAACCCUCGUGUUGAAUGGGCUCUUGUCAAUUCCAAUGACCUGUACCGUUUGAAGCGCAUUAACAAAUUCGAGU
Messenger RNA from Volvox carteri f. nagariensis, 2245 nucleotides. RefSeq lists its product as uncharacterized. The transcript has 2 exons. The record is from RefSeq and is a predicted model, not a curated record. NCBI's taxonomy places the organism in Eukaryota, Viridiplantae, Chlorophyta, Chlorophyceae, Chlamydomonadales, Volvocaceae. Gene Ontology annotation, cellular component: Golgi apparatus; membrane. Bases 1 to 1287 code for a protein of 428 amino acids. Gene Ontology annotation, biological process: transport.